AUGGAAGCCGAGGACUACGCGGCCGGGUGCUGCUUCUCCCUCAUGUGCCAAGAGGACGGCGCCGACCUCGGCGACGGCCUCGCCGACGACGACGCCGGCAAGCUGCUGCUGGUGUACAGUGCCGGCGACGAUAACGGCGGCGAGGAGGAAGACGAGGAGGGGUACUUGGACCACCUGGUGUCCAAGGAGAGCAGCUUCUGCUCCGUCGAUCCGUCGUCUUCCAUGGCGUCCGAGGACUGGUUCCAGUGCGCGCGGCGCGACACCGUCCGGUGGAUCCUUGAGACGCGCGGGCACUUCGGGUUCUCCCACCGCACGGCGUACGUGGCGAUUGCCUACUUCGACCGCUUCUCCCUCCGGCGAUGCGUCGACAGGUCGGUGAUGCCGUGGGCGGCGCGGCUGUUGGCCAUCGCGUGCGUGUCGCUGGCGGCGAAGAUGGAUGAGUGCCAGGCGCCGGCGCUGUCGGAGUUCCGCGCCGACGACGACUACGAUUUCAGCUGCGACUCCAUCCGCCGCAUGGAGAUGCUCGUGCUCUCCACGCUCGACUGGCGGAUGGGCGCGGUCACGCCCUUCGACUAUCUCCCCUGCCUCUCCUCCAGGCUCCGGCGAUUCAACGGCGGCGGCCGCGGAGGUGGCGGCGGCCUCAUCGCCGUCAAGGCCGCCGCCCUCAUCUUCUCCGCCGCCGAAGGUUGGUUACUUGACAACCACAUCGAUCCAUGGACCGUGCUCUGCUUGUAUCAACUGACCGUGCUCUGUUCUUGCAGUGGCGAGCGUGCUCGACCACCGGCCGUCCACCGUGGCCGCCGUCGCCGUCUUGGCGGCCACCCACGGCACGCUCACGAGGGAGCCACUGGAAUCCAAGAUCAGCAGCCUCUCCCCGACCUGCCUCCUCGAGAAGGAGGAUGUAUAUGCCUGCUACACCAUGAUGCUGCGCGAUCCGUCGUCGCCGAGCAAGGCGGCCAAGAGAUCGGCGUCCGACCGGGGCGACGCCGACAGUACAUACGCGCGCCUGGACGCCGCCUCCUUCUCCGUCGCGGCGGCGAUGAGCAACAACAAGAGGGUGAGGCUGGAGCUGCCGGCCGUCCACCGGUGAUCCAAGCCCGCGCUUGUUUUUCCCUAGGUGUCCAGCCGCGCGGCCGGAGCUUCAUCCAUUAG
Triticum turgidum subsp. durum (durum wheat) is the source of this 1152-nucleotide messenger RNA. NCBI's taxonomy places the organism in Eukaryota, Viridiplantae, Streptophyta, Magnoliopsida, Poales, Poaceae. The record is from the annotation of a GenBank genome assembly.